AUGUCAAAGACAUUGUGUGACGUGUUCCCAGACCCAGAUGACGCUGUCUGCAGCUCGUUUCUCCGAACCACCGACGUCUCUGACAAGACCUGGCGCGAUGUUGGCCUCAUAGCAGAUUCCGAUGAUCAGACGUUUUGGACAGUUGUUGCCAACCAUAGGAACCUGUCGCUCGCGCUCAGUAACCUCAUUGCUGCUAUUGAUGCGGCGCACGCCUCCGCUUUUCGCCGUCAAAUAAAGCGCGACGAUGAGCUUUCCCUCAUAGUUCUUCUUGUUCGACUUGUGACCACCACGUCGGUCGUGCUGAGUGUCGGUGUCAGUAUUACGGAUGUGGCAAGACGGCUUGGAGAGCUUAUUACUCCUCCUUUACUGAUGCCUACAUCGCUCAUAAUAUUGCGUCAUAGCGGGCCUAUUGCAUCUGCGACAAUUACAUCACUGAUUCUUCAGAACCCUGGAUAUCUCUGUGCCAUGCCAAGUACUGCUUCUUCUUGGUGCGAUGUUACAUCUCGUUUGGCUGUCCGCUGCGUGAGGGAAAUGUCGAGAGGGAGACACCAGCGUCUCGCAGGCGACGUGAUUCCGCUUUUCGAGCAGGUAUACCGACAUGUGAAACAACUGUGGGCCAUUAUGCAUUGCUCCCCAUUUCUCGCCGAUUACGUACACUUGUCGCGCAUGCUUCAGUAUUUGCGAGUCGUAGUGGACUUGCUUUCACCAAUUCUUCAGCAUUUUAUACUGACAUGUGGUGGAAUCACAAAUCGCCGUGAACAGCUUUCAAAGGCAAAUUCUGCUAUUGUAAAUGCUGCCUUGAAUACCGCAUCGGUGCUUGUGUUGUUCCGUACAUAUAACAAGGCUUCUGGCCAGGUCAGAUCUCACUGCGUUGAGCGUGUUGUGAGAUCCACCUACGAGGCCCUCACAACUUACAUCACACAGAAGGUCCAAGGCUCCCCGUCCUUGCUGUUGUCGAACACCCGGCGGACGCUGACAAUGAUAAUUCACGAGCUCGUGCCCCCACGGAAGGAAGUGGAUGACUUGGAAGUGGGUAAAGUGUUGCAACGUUUAAGUAGCCCAGUUCCAGAUAGCACGGAUUUCAUUGAUGGCUUUGCUGGUGUUCGUCCUCGCUAUUUUGAGUUGCUUCUGCUUGAGUUAGUACACCAGGGGCUCCAUAUUGACAUGCUGCUGAAGAAUAAGUUUAUUACCGCACUCGAGGCUGAGGAACUUGGGGCGUCGGAGCGGAGCAUCACGCUGGCAAUUGUCGGCAUCAUCGAAGGAAGCGUCGGAAACACUGCAACUGAGGCGGUAUGCACCCCUAGCAACACUGACAACGCAGUGUCAUCAGCUCUGGAAACCCCACCUGUCACUGAUGAUCCUUUGGUAAAGGUUGUGCUGGAGGUUAUGCCGCACUUCAACGUACAGGGUAUCCUCGCGGCUUUGCGGUAUUACAAUAACGAUGUGGAGCACUUUAUUCUUGACGCUUCGAUGGAUAACAUUGUCCCGCAUAUUCUGGAACAACUGACAGAGCCAUCACCCCACACAUUGUCGGGGCUGCCGUCUGCUCAUCAAACAGACGCGCAGCCGAGCGAGGCGGGUGGAGCUGCCAACACCAUCAUCACUCCCACCGCUGCCACUGCCGCCGCCCAACACACUCUCACCUCGGCGGACUACAAUGACGAGCUUGGUGAGGGGGACCUGAACCUAUUUAUCGGCUGCGAUUUGUAUGAGGCGAUCAACGGCGAUAGUAAUGGUGCCAAGGAUGAGAACAACGAUGAUCACAUUUCUGGUAACGAUAUGCUGGACGCUAUGGCGUACGCCACACACCACCCCGACGACCACCGCGGCGGGGCAGAAAUGUUCGAGGUGGAUGAAGCAAUGCGCGAGAAGAUACGCAUGUUGACGGAGAUGAUGUACGAGGACGAGUAUGAUGACGCCCAAGAAGCCGGGGAGGUUCGCGGCUACGAGACUCGUAGAGGUGCGACAGAUUCUGACAUGUCCCUUUCGGGUGAUGAUGAUAACACAAUCACAGAUGGCGCCAAUGAUAAUGCACUGAUGGAUGCACCUCUUGCAGCGGCGGGAACGCCUUCACGCCACCACCGAACGGAGUACGACGAAAAGAAAUUUCAUGAGGCACGAUCUAAACAGCGGGAAAAGAAUGUGAAUGCUGCAAAGGAGGCGCGCACAAAGACACCGGCGUACACAAAAAAGAAUAAAACAGUUCGGAAAAAAAUGCAGGAUAAAAUGGCGUUCACACGAGCUGUGAAGAAGGGCAAAGUGGAGUUUUGA
Trypanosoma grayi is the source of this 2271-nucleotide messenger RNA. RefSeq lists its product as hypothetical. The coding region runs from base 1 to 2271 and encodes 756 amino acids. The record is from RefSeq and is a predicted model, not a curated record. Lineage: Eukaryota; Euglenozoa; Kinetoplastea; Trypanosomatida; Trypanosomatidae. The transcript has a single exon.